Molecule: messenger RNA, 2105 nt
Organism: Pyricularia oryzae 70-15
Lineage: Eukaryota; Fungi; Ascomycota; Sordariomycetes; Magnaporthales; Pyriculariaceae
Exons: 3
Coding region: 468-1925 (485 amino acids)
Biological process (GO): ammonium transmembrane transport
Cellular component (GO): plasma membrane
Molecular function (GO): ammonium channel activity
Source: RefSeq, a predicted model, not a curated record
CAGCAUAUCUCCUCAUACUUGGCCGUGUCAUACGACCAAGACGGCCAGUGUUGCUCUGUCUGGGCAGCUGAAUUUCGUUAUCAGUGACCCCAAAUACAAGCUAAAUGGUGACUCCUAAAUGGUGGAGGUCCAUCUGCCCAGCCCGACUAGUCCGAGGGUCCCUAUUUGCGAGAAUCCCAUUCGGGAAAUCUCCCAUCAUGCCUUAGCUGCGUGGACCCUGCAUCCCGUCUUGGUGUCGAGCUGCCCCGGUGUCGGAUAAUCCUUGCCCACGCCGAGGUUUGAUGUUUGUCUAUCGUUCGGUAAGGGUGCGCAUCGUUAUAUCUUCUGCUGCGUCCACCCCAACAUGUCCCUUGCUCAUGUUUGCGGUUGGCUUGUUGGUUUCUGCUUUCUCGAGAGCUGAGCUUCCGGAUCGAAUCGUUGCCCAUUGAGUGUCGACUAGCCAGACGGUGAACACAUCAUCGCCCAUCAUGUCUUCCUCUCCGGUCGAAUACAACGGCACCCUGCCGACGGGUGGUGACUCGUUGACUGAGGAUCUCAACAUUUACUACUCGAGCGGCGACUUUGCUUGGAUAAUGACCUCGUCCGCCCUCGUCCUGCUCAUGAUCCCAGGUGUCGGCUUCUUCUACUCUGGGCUGGCCCGCAGAAAGUCAGCCCUUGCCUUGAUAUGGCUGUCGCUCAUGUCGAUAGGAGUGGCGAGCUUCCAGUGGUUCUUCUGGGGCUACUCUCUCGCCUUUUCGCACACGGGGGAGAGCGGGUUCAUCGGCGACUUGGCCAACAUUGGUCUGAAGGACGUGCUCGGGCAGCCUUCAGUCGGUAGCAGCAAGCUCCCGGAUCUGCUGUUUUGCCUCUACCAGGGCAUGUUUGCCGCCAUCACUCCUGCCCUCGCCAUCGGAGCUGCAGCUGAUCGUGGCCGAAUGCUACCGGCCAUGGUCUUCGUCUUUGUCUGGGCCACCAUCGUUUACGACCCGAUCGCAUACUGGACCUGGAACCCGAACGGUUGGUCCUUCAAGCUCGGCGGCCUCGACUUCGCCGGAGGAACGCCCGUGCACAUUUCUUCGGGCGCGGCGGCGCUCGCGUACUCGCUGAUGCUGGGCAAGCGCGCCGGCUACGAUUCGAACGCCGGCAUGCCGUUCAGGCCACACAACGUCACCCACGUCGUGCUCGGCACCGUCAUGCUCUACGUUGGUUGGUUCGGCUUCAACGGCGGCUCGGCACUGGCCGCCAACCUCCGAGCCGUCAUGGCUCUGCUGGUGACCAACAUCUCGGCCGCCGUCGGUGGACUGACUUGGUGCUUCCUCGACUACCGCCUGGAGAAGAAGUGGAGCACCAUCGGCUUCUGCUCCGGCGUCAUCGCGGGACUGGUGGCUAUCACGCCCGCUGCUGGCUACGUACCUGCGUGGUCGGCCGUCAUCUUUGGCGUUGUUGGAGGUGCCGCUUGCAACUUUGCGACCAAGAUCAAGUUCCUGCUGGGCAUUGACGAGGCGCUCGACAUCUUUGCCGAGCACUGCGUUGGUGGAAUCGUGGGCAACCUUUUGACGGGUAUCUUUGCUGCCGACUACAUUGCACACCUCGACGGUGCGACCGAGAUCCCCGGCGGCUGGCUCAACCAAAACUACAUCCAGCUCGCGUACCAGCUUGCCGACUGCGUGGCCGGCUUCUCCUACUCGUUCGUCAUGACGUGCAUCAUCCUCUUCCUCAUGAACCUGAUCCCCGGCCUGUCGCUCCGUGUGUCGGCCGCCGAGGAGAACAUGGGCUUGGACGACGCCCAGAUUGGAGAAUUUGCCUACGACUACGUGGAGCUGACCCGGCACUUUGAGGAUGCGGCGGUGACGACGCCGGCCGUGGGAAGCAGCCAGGGCAGCAUCAAGGAGCCGAGGACCAAGGAGACCCAGGAGGUCAGCAAGACCGAGACGACUGUUGUAUAAAGCAACGCGUCGAGUGUGUUUGUCGAUGGGACGAUGUUUGGGUCUGGAGAACCAAAACAAAAUUAAUUUCGUUUGCGUACCGUUAAUAGAAGUUGGGACUUCUGGAUAUGGAAAGAUACCAUUUUCUAGCAACCAUAUUUAAUUUGAAUCUUCUUUGUUCAAACCAGGCAGUGAACAAAC